Papilio polytes (common Mormon) is the source of this 3177-nucleotide messenger RNA. RefSeq lists its product as uncharacterized. Bases 379 to 1509 code for a protein of 376 amino acids. Gene Ontology annotation, cellular component: cytoplasm. Gene Ontology annotation, biological process: neurotrophin TRK receptor signaling pathway; negative regulation of TOR signaling; negative regulation of protein kinase activity. The record is from RefSeq and is a predicted model, not a curated record. NCBI's taxonomy places the organism in Eukaryota, Metazoa, Arthropoda, Insecta, Lepidoptera, Papilionidae. The transcript is spliced from 7 exons.
ACGUCUUUAGCUUACAAUAUAAAAUCAAAGUAUCAAGAAGGACUUAUUGUACGCAAGUUAUAACGCAAUUGUGGUUAUUAUAAAAUUGUAUUCUCAAAUAAGAUUAUAUCUAAGACCUCUUGCACAUAAGAGUUAUAUUCGUUCGUACACAAUAAGAGAUUAGGAUGAUAGUUCAGUGCGUGGUUAAGAUUUGUUGAUAAUCUCAGGUGUUGUGGUGUGUGUAUGAUAAUAAUACUAUAUGGACACCUAUGUCAAGUAGUUAUGUAUUUGUACAUAAAUAACAACGCGUUUAUCCACUGAACUACUUUGUACGAUUUACUACGUUCUUGUCUACUUUUAUAUUGUUUUGAUUACUUUUACGACUAAAUAUUAGUCAACAUGGCUCUCUGUGUCUGCAAAUGCCUAAAUGUUAUGUUAGAAAGUGAGAAAAUCGAAGAUAAUGUCGAUAUCGGGAAACUGGAUUUAUCUGCGGUGGAACAAAGAGAUAUUUUUUUCAGUGAGGUACAUUUGAAACUAUUAUCAUCUUCAAUGAAUGAAAUCAAGAUUCAUGUGGCACAACCAGCACUGGUGAGACGCCAGUCUGUGGGUCGCUGGACAAUUGAAUCUUGUCUCGGCUGUGCUCAAACAACACAUGCAAUAUCCCAUGACAGAUCUAUUGUACUAAUCUCUAAAUCAACUCAAGCAACACUGGAGAGGGUGAAUAAUUUGAAAAAGUCUCCAAACUUUUCGCCAGUAUUCAACAUGUUGGUCCCGGAGGUGACAAAUGAUGUUGAAAUGAAAGAGAAUGUUGAUACAAAUAAUGUGAUAAAACAAAAUAAUGUGUUCCCACCGACAUCACAAGCUAUCGGUACACUCAGCAAACAGCUCAGUCAGAUGUUGCAGUCACAGCUGGAGUCGGUAGUGGAGACUGUCCGACAGUUCAGAGAUCAAAAGUAUGCAGAAUUUGAAGCAUACAGGGAAAGGGCACAAAGGGAUCAUAAAAUUUUGUCUAGUAUUGUGAGCAAAGCUCGUCGUAAUGUUGAGAACGACAGUUGGAGAACGGACUCCAGCCUGGACAACGGCCCGCCCUCGCCAUUGCUGCCGCCGCAGCAGAGACGAAGACUGUCAUCAAUCAAAGAUGCCAAAAAAAUACCACAAAACAUAUCCAAGACGCACGCACAGAUGUCACAUGAGGAAGACUCUCUGGAUGCGGAAGACAUCUUUGACCUGGAUGGAAUGGACUCGCAGCAUAACAUGAUAUCUGAUCAAGAUGACUAUGAUUCUGAUCUUUCAGAAGGCAGCAACGACGAAGGCAUCCACAUCGCGCGCCCGCGCGGCGCCGCGCACGCCAACAUCGCGCGCUCGCUGCCCAUCUCCGUGCCUAACUUCACUAUGGACCGCACGCCCGUUAAGGAAAUUGACGAUUAUGAGGAGCCGCAGGACAUAGCGGCGAGCAUUAAGGCGCUGGCGCGCUCCGUGCACGGCGACGUGUUCGAGCUGCCGCGCCCGCGCUUCUCUACUCAGAUCUAAAUCGACCCGCCCUCGCGACGCGGGGCCUCGCCCCCGAGAUUGGCGCUCCGCCCUCGCCCCGCCCCCGCGACUCUGCCCUUCCUCUGUCAGCCAUUCGUAUUUGUAGUGUAUAAGGACAAGUGCUGCUCCGCAAUUCGAAUCUUUCAUACAUGUCUCGGUGUUGUGCAUAGUGUUUGUGGUUCGAUGUGUCCCAAGUUGUAAAUGUGUUGGUAAAUACACAUUGGUGCUUAAGAUAUGUGAUCGAAGUGGCCCUACGUCGUCAGCUCGCUGUAAAUGGUGUUUCGCGAGUGACUCCCCAGACUGUUUGAUUUGAAUGAAUAUUUUAUAAUUACUCAUUGACAAAAAUGUUUAUAAUAUAUCAUAGAAUUUCAAUAAUUUUGACAGGGUGAUCCGAUGAUUAACACAACAAUCAUUUGAUGUUAGUAAGUCGUACACACAAUCGUAGUUCGUAAGCGAGAGGCUAUGAAAUGUUGUUAUUGUAUUAAUUGUAGAUUAUCAACCAAAAAAAAAAGAUUUUUUGUUGAACAUCUGUGAAUCAAUCCGCAGAUGAAAAGUACUGAUUUGCCUUAAAACUAUUUCUGACUUGUAAUUGUGUGGAAGCAUUAUUUCACUGGAUCAACAGUAAGCAAUUUUACGGAAUGUUGAAGAGCAUUUUUCCUUGCAAGAUUUUGUUAGUCUGAACACUAGUAUGUGUGAUUUCGCCAUUAAGUGUAAGAACGUUUUGAGAAUAUUGUACUGCAUAAAUGAUAAUUUUAUAUUGAGUCUUCAGGUGCUAUUUUUUGCCAUAAGCUAUAGGUACUUUUGAGUAGUAUAUAUUUUUUUGAUAUACAAACAUUUCGCUUGUCAAAAAUAAUCAGUCAUUUUUUGUAUUUAGUAUUAAACAUGUAUCAUUUAGGUAUUGCUUAUGAUUUGUUUUUGUAUGAGAUUGCAUAUGUAAGGGUAAGAAGUAACUUGUAUCGGCUGAAUGCUCCGUGACAUAGUUAUAAAGAAUGUUAACGUAAGGCGUCAAUUAAUCGUUUAAGAGGAGGUGAGAUGUUGAUCUGGUAUAAUUUUGCGUGUGUGUCCGUGAAGUAGAAUUUGUUAAAAAUAUAUGUAUACACAUUUAAAUAUAUAACUUUACAUCUAAGUCAUAUCUCUGUUAAUAGGAACCUCAGAGUUUUCUAUUAAUUUUUAUGUCGUGUUAUCUUAAUGCUAAGUGAAAAAUGUACAAAAAAUUUAACUUGCAUUUCUUGCUAGUCUCCUAGGGUCACGAAUAAUCAAUGAAUUUGUUCAGUUUGUGGUAACUCGUAGCGUAUGAGUUUGAAAUCAUGGAUUCAUAUAGUACAUAGUUUAUUUCCUAUAUGAAUGACGGUCAUAUAAGAAUGUCUUUAUUUUUGUACCCGAUGUUUUGAAUGUCUAUGUAGAUUGGUAUCGGGAAGGGGCUUCAGUGAAUGAUCGAUAGGUUUGAGUUGUGUUAAAGAGGUCAGUAGAGAGUGAAACAGUGUCUUCCAGCAGCACUGCUCUAUAAGAGUUCUAACAGUCUUCGUAUUGUGAUGCAGAUCAGUUUUAUCGUAUGUGAAACAUUGUACUAAUAAAACUAUAUUAUAAAUGUUUCUUUGGUGUGACGAUCAUGAGAUGGACUUUGAAUGUAAAGAGGUUUAGUGAUUAUGCAAUAAAUUUUUAAUGUGA